AGCAAUUUUGUCAUCGAUCAUUAUGGCAGCUGAAGCGGCAAUCUCAUCUGUGGUCGAACUACUGGGCAAUCAGUUGAUUCAGAAGGUUAAAUCCCUGCAAGGCGUCGAGGGAAAGGUGGAGUUGCUGAGAGAGGAGCUGAAGAGGAUGCAAUCCUUUCUCAAAGACGCCAACAAAAAGCAAUUUGAAGACGAGAGCGUGCGUAAUUGGAUCUCGAAUAUCAGAGAGUUGGCUCAAGAUGCCCAAGAUACCAUCGAGAUCUUCCUUCUCAACGUUGAGAGUGCCAAGAAUGGGGGGCUUAUCAAAAGAUGUACAACCUUCCCGAAGCGUAUGCACCACCUCGACAAAAUUGGAGAUGAGAUUGAGUCGAUCCAAGCUAGGCUUGAUGCCAUUGACAAAAGCCGCGAGAGGUACGGGAUCAAGGAUCUCGGAGAGGCAGCUGAGUCGGCAUCGAGAUGGCAAAUUGAAAUGCGGCGGCGGUUGUGUCCUUGGCAAAAGAACGAACACCUUGUGGGCGUUGAAGAUGAUUUGAAAAAGCUGCUGCAGGAAUCAAUUCUGCAUGAGAAGAAAGGGCUUUGCAUUGCGGUUUUAGAGGGUAUGGGCGGGAUCGGGAAAUCUACACUUGCCCGGGAAAUAUACAACCACCCUGACGUCGUUGCUGGUCCAUUCGAACGUCGUGGUUGGGUUGUGGUGUCGAGUGAAUUUACACCACAAGAGACCAUCAAGCAGCUUAUCUUCGAUCUGCCGGGCUCUGACAAACAAAAGGUGCGUGAAUUGGAGGAGACGAUGAAGGACAAUCGAUACCUCCUACAAAAGCUUCAAGAAAUGCUUUACAAGCAAUUGGAGGGAAAAUCAUAUUUGAUAGUUCUGGAUGAUGUGUGGGAGAAGGAACAUUUGGAAUCUCUCAUCACUGCUUUCCCACAUCAACAAGAUAAAGCAAGUAGAUUAUUGGUUACAACUCGCAACAAAAUUAUUACAAAGUAUGAUCAAUAUGUGCACAAGAUGAGUCUCUUAGACCCCGAAAAGAGCUGGGAAUUGUUGUUAAAGAAGGCAUAUAUUGGUUGCACAGUUAGCAAAUGUCCAGAAGAAUUCGAGAGUGUGGGCACACAAAUCUUGGAAAAAUGCCAUGGCAUAAGUUUUGAUGAACAAAUAGAGCGUCAAGAGUUGAUCAUAGUGAGAGCGUCGUUGGAGAAGAUGCAGAAUCUUGUCAUACUUCACAUAUUAGGGUUGUUUGGUUGUCCUACUGACAUAGCAUUAGCUGUGCCGCACCUCGCCAAUCUCACCAAACUUAAACUGUAUAAUCCGAUAUCCAAAUGUCCAACUGUGCGUAUGUUCCCUCCAAAUAUUUCUCACCUCACGUUGAUGAGUUCCGAGUUAGUUGAUGAUCCGAUGGCAGAGCUGGGUAAGCUUCCAAAGUUGUUCUUCCUCAAGAUAGAGAAACAAGCUUACUUGGGUGAAACGAUGCUAGUUUUGUGUGACGGGUUCCCCUGCCUCGAAGCCCUGGUCCUUCGAGAUUUGGAUGAACUGGAGAGCGUCUUCAUAGAAGAAGGUGGAAUGCCGAAGCUCAAACAUCUCCGAAUCCGUGAAUGCCCCAAUCUGAAGACUAGGAAUCUACCGCAACACAUCAACAUAUUUAUUGAAUAG
Salvia miltiorrhiza (redroot sage) is the source of this 1642-nucleotide messenger RNA. Its product is annotated as probable disease resistance protein At1g59620. The coding region runs from base 23 to 1642 and encodes 539 amino acids. Gene Ontology annotation, molecular function: ADP binding. Gene Ontology annotation, biological process: defense response to fungus. NCBI's taxonomy places the organism in Eukaryota, Viridiplantae, Streptophyta, Magnoliopsida, Lamiales, Lamiaceae. The record is from RefSeq and is a predicted model, not a curated record. The transcript has 3 exons.